AGGAAAUCGCAUCGAUUAUCUGAAGGAGCAGCCUUUACAUAAAUACUAGUAUUAAUGCUGCUCCACCAUCCUCCUAAUAUCGCUCCACUGACAAUCGUCUGCUAUAUGUACAUUCCACACGAGUGCAGCCUGUAAUAUAGAUCUUCACCCGAACUCUGAUCAUCUAUCAUUUUCUCUCCGAUAUCGACUCCAUCACUUUCUUACUGAUCUCCCCCCGUCAUACUGCCAAAAUUAUGAUCCGCUUUGAGGGCAUGUCUCCAGACGUCAUGGAGGCAAUCUGUACACCCAUGCACCAAAUUCUUCCUUUUCAAUUUCAAUCCCAGUCCAUACAAUCCGUGGCUCAUGCCUCCAGUUCCCAACCCGGGUUCUUGUAUCUCGGCUCCAUGUCUGCAACGAUGGAUCGCGAGUUGCUCGCUAAAAACCAUAUCACUCAUAUCGUACAAGUACUCGACGUCCCCUGGCUUCCGAUAUCAGAAAAGGACGGCUUCCGGUGCCUCCGUAUAGACAUCCUUGAUAAACCAUCCGCUGACCUUCGUCCGCACCUGGAAGGAGCAUGCCAGUAUAUUGCUAACGCACUGCGAAGUGGUGGGAACGUUCUGGUGCAUUGCCAGCAGGGUGUCUCACGCUCUCCAGCCAUAGUCAUUGCUUAUCUCAUCCACGAUCUUGGGAUGUCAUAUGAGCAGGCAUAUGCCCUGGUCAAACGUUGCAGACCCUGUAUUAAUCCCAACCCUGGUUUUGUUGCCGGUCUUCGUGCAUGGGAAGAGAAAUGGCGAGCGUCCGCGCCGCCGCCACCACCACAGCUGCGGAGGUUCAAUACCUCCUAUGCACCACCUCCAGCAACUCCUAUAGCUGUCAGGCCGCUCGCAGGCAUCCCAAAACUCUCCAGGGGCACGAGUUACAGCGGUCAUUGUAAAUCCGGGAGUACUUCAGUCUCUUGAUCUUCCUUGCUAUCGUUAUGGCAUGGGUCAUGAUCUAUCACAAAAUCGCUGUCGCAAAAUUAUUGCGAAACACCAUGGUGUUUUCGCGCCUCAGAUUCCUCGUUACCUGCAUAUCCUCUUAUAUUCAUCGUUCCUAUACAUCCUAGCAUCGUUCACAAAUACGCAUCACUAUCGCUCUGCUAUCCUCGCUUUUCAAUCCUGCACUGUUGUCCAGACGUACGCCAU
Suillus plorans is the source of this 1163-nucleotide messenger RNA. RefSeq names its product protein-tyrosine phosphatase-like protein. Gene Ontology annotation, cellular component: cytoplasm. The transcript has 2 exons. Gene Ontology annotation, biological process: protein dephosphorylation; negative regulation of MAPK cascade. The record is from RefSeq and is a predicted model, not a curated record. The coding region runs from base 234 to 938 and encodes 234 amino acids. Gene Ontology annotation, molecular function: MAP kinase tyrosine/serine/threonine phosphatase activity; protein tyrosine/threonine phosphatase activity. Lineage: Eukaryota; Fungi; Basidiomycota; Agaricomycetes; Boletales; Suillaceae.